AUGGCGACGACAGACGCAACAACCGACAAGCCAAAGAAGGCUGUCAAGGUCCUUCGCCUCAACCUCUACCACUCCAACCCCAAGAUUCUCUUUGACCUACCUCGAGAAAUCCGAGAUAGAGUCUGGUCCUACGCCCUAACAGAGCCAACCCUGUACAACAAACGCCACAAGCCAGGCUGCGCAUUCCACAACCACGCCGCCUCCAACCAAAUCCCCCCACCCCUACUCCACUACACCGACGGCCGCGCCUACAGCCAGCCCUUCGGCACAGACGCCACCGAUCUCGCACGCUGCAGGAACUCCUGCGUCCGCCGCCAAGGCUUCGGCCUACUCAAAGCCGUCAACAAGCAAAUCCAACGCGAAGCCUCCGACGUCUUCUGGGCAAACAACACCAUCACCUUCCCAGAAUACAUCAUCAACAUCGGCCAACGCCGGACCCUCAUCCCCGCCCUCCAAGCCAUCCCGCCCGCCGCCCUCCCCCGAAUCCGCCGCCUCGCCCUCUGGGAAAUCGAAGACUUCGCCGGCGUCGGCACGUACGCCUACACCCGCGCCAAGAUCUUCGACGUCCUCGCGACGAUGCCGAACCUCACGCACCUCGAAAUCCCCUCCGUGCUGCUCGACGCGGCGGAGCAAGACAAGAUCUUCGCGUUGCCGAAGUUGGAGACGUUCCGCACGUAUGCCCUGCGCCAGGUCGGGCUCGGGGACGAGUUCAUCCCGAUUUACAUCGCCGCUGGGAGGGAGUUCACCCUCCCCUCCUGCCGCUUCUUCGCCUGUGCUUCCAAGGAAACCCCUUCGCGCCCGAAACCCCUCGCGCAUUGGUGCGUGGCGUGCCAGAAGACGCGGGAGGAGAUCUUCUCGCUCAUCACCACGCUCAACCGCCACCGCGCGAGGUGGCAGGAUUGGACGGAACACGCGCUCGUCAAACUCUCCCGUCUCGAACCCGCGCAGCCCGGCGAGGAACCUUAUACUCUCCACGCCAAGCUGGGCGGCCAGAAAGACCACGAGAUGUGGGUGUGGGGUCUCCCGAUCCACUCCGCGGCGACACGGGCCGCGGAGGCGAGGAAGGCGGCGAAGAGGGAGAAUCUCGCGAGUCUUGCGCGGAAGGCGGGGAGGGCGCCGGUGUGGUAUGAGGAGGAGGGGUUCGAUGCUGAUGGGGAUUUUGCGGUCAUCGGUGCGAGGUGUGCGGGAAGGCAGAGGAGGGCGGUGGAGAAGAGGGUGGAUCAUGGGAAGUUGUUGGAGGAGAGGGGGAAUCGGUUGAGGAAUGUGGCGGAGAAGGAGAGGGUGAGUUUGAAGAAGAGUGUGGCGAGUUUGGAGGGUGAGAGGAGGGUUGCUGAGGAGGAAGUUAGGGGGGAGAGGAAGAUGGCCGGGAAGAGGAGUGGGAGGAGGAAAGAGUGA
Zasmidium cellare ATCC 36951 is the source of this 1395-nucleotide messenger RNA. RefSeq lists its product as uncharacterized. The transcript has a single exon. Bases 1 to 1395 code for a protein of 464 amino acids. NCBI's taxonomy places the organism in Eukaryota, Fungi, Ascomycota, Dothideomycetes, Mycosphaerellales, Mycosphaerellaceae. The record is from RefSeq and is a predicted model, not a curated record.